AUGGUGAGAUCAUGUAUUGCUUGUUCUAAUAAGGAAGGAUCAUCACAAAAUGUUUCUUUUCAUCGCCUUCUAAAAAAUACUAAUCUACGAGAAACAUGGCUUAAACGACUCAAUCGUCAUGAUUUAAAAAAAUAUUCCAACAUCGUUAUUAAUGAUAGUGGUCGAACACGAUUAAAAUCAUCUACAGUACCUGUUGAAGUUCUGUCAUUCACUAUUAAUGAUACCAGAACGAUGCAAUCAAGUUCACCAAGUACUCAAACUGAUCUUGAUAUGAGUACUUUAACUGCCAUGUUUACUAAACUAUCACUUCUUGAACAAAAAGUAUUUAACACAGUCCUGUGUAUUGAAGUUUUGAAAAUGAUGAUUAUUGUGUAAGUUAUUACACUAGUUUCAAAUCUUACAGAAUAUUUGAAAUGGUUUUUGAAUUAUUCGACGUAAGAAACAUUAUUUGAUAAAAUAUAUUUUCAUUAAUGAUUCUUUUUUUAUAGAGUUAUUUUGAUGAAUAUUUUACAAUGUACUCUACUCCAGUAGAAUGUGGUUUGCAAUAUAACAAGUUAACAGAUACAUACAAACUAUCUAAGAUGAAUCAAUUUUUUUUAUUUAUGAUACGGCUACGAAGAGGAACUGAUAUACAAGAACUGAUAAGUUGUUUUUUUAGAUAGUAUCUGUCUAAAUAUUUUUCAUUUUUAGGGAGUGUUUUUCUAUUUAUCUCAGUCCACUGUUAGCAGAAUAAUAAUAUCAUGGACUAGAUUUAUUUAUUCAGUUUUUUCUUCAAUACGCAUCUGGCAAUCUAGAGAAAAAGUACAAGACAACUUACCAUUUGAAAUGAAGAAAAAUUAUCCCGAUGUGAGGGUUAUUAUAGAUUGCACAGAGUUCGAAAUAGAGCAACCGAAGAAUCCGCAAGCGCAACAAAACACGUGGUCAAACUACAAAAACACCAACACAGCUAAAGGUAAAUGAUUUCAUGAGUUUGUUUUAUACAUCAUCCUUCACUAAGGCUUUUUAUCUUUUUAGGACUUAUUGGGAUAUCACCUAACGGAGUGAUAUCAUAUGUUUCUUCUUUAUAUUGAGGUGCCACAACUGAUCAAGCACUUUUGAACAUGGAAGGACCUGGCAGUUUAAUCGAACUUCUAGAAAAUGGAGAUCAAAUCAUGUCCGAUCGUGGCUUUUCAUUGAAACGUAAAUUUUCUCAUCUCACAUUAAUACAUUCACCAUUUCUUGAACGACAACCACAACUCUUGAGGGUGGGUGGGUGUGGGUGGUGUAGGUGUGGGUAUGGGUGUGUGCAUGUGAGUAUGGGUGUCUCUUCUUCAUUCACACCCACAUCCCUUGAGAGUCUAUAGAUACUAUCAUAUAAUAGACCUUUACAACAUAUGAGAUCCCCAUAUAGUAGUUCUUGAGGACCAACGGGUACCCUUAUGUAAUAGGAUUUGAGAGUCUAAGGGUAUCUUCAAAAUACAGAGAUUGAGGACUCAAGGUACCCUAAAGAAUUCUUUGUGCUCUGAGAUAGAUUGAAAGUAGUACCCUGUAGAGAAAUAAAUAACCAUGCAAGCACAGUCAAUUUUCAGAUUAGCGCCCUGACUAUAGUCAAGGGAAUAUUCGUACCCAGGAUUGAGAAGAUUCAAUAGAGAUCCAUAGAAUUCGUGACUUUGACAAUUCGCUCUUUUCCACUUUGCAGAAAUCUAUUUCCUUCAGUGUCGCAGUAUAGAUGCUUAGAAGACUUAUUCCACACAUACACA
Molecule: messenger RNA, 1739 nt
Organism: Adineta steineri
Lineage: Eukaryota; Metazoa; Rotifera; Eurotatoria; Adinetida; Adinetidae
Source: the annotation of a GenBank genome assembly